GUGUCAUACAGACCGCUGAGCCCCUGCAAAACCCAAAUUUACUGCCAAGUCUUGGCUGUUCUUUUCUUCAAAAAAUGUUUCUGUAAUGGCGGUCUUCGGGUCCCUGAAAGCCCUAAUUGAAAACCCUAAAAGAUCGAGAACCCUCCUCACGGCCACAGCCCCAUACAUCUCGGCGCCUCUUCAGUAUCCUACUCUCUCUUACCCUCUCUCUCACCCUCUCUUUCGCUUGCCGUCUCAGAUUUCUAGGCCAUGGAAGCUCUCGCAGUCCGCCACUCCGCUCUACCUUCGUGGGAACGGCGUCGUUCUCAGAAAGAUCGAAGCUUCCUUAUGCUUGAAUCUCCUACGGAGGAGACCGAGCUUCCCGCUCCCAUUUGAGGUCGGGUCACUCUCGCCUGCUCCGACCGUAUUGGAUCGUGGUGUCGGGUUGAAAGAGGCCAGUGAUGAUUUCGUCAAUUUGCCCAAUUUGAUCUCCAUAAGUCGGAUAGUUUCGGGUCCUUUGCUUGGAUGGAUGAUUGCAAAUGAAUGGUAUUCUUCUGCAAUGGUGGGGUUGGCUAUCUCUGGGGCAACUGAUUGGUUGGAUGGAUACAUGGCUAGGAGGAUGAAGAUCAAUUCUGUUGUUGGCUCCUACCUGGAUCCCCUUGCUGACAAGGUUCUUAUUGGAUGCGUUGCUUUGGCCAUGGUGCAUAAGGGUCUUCUUCACCCUGGACUUGUUGGACUCAUUGUGUUUCGUGAUGUUGGCCUUGUUGGUGGUGCAGUAUAUCAAAGAGCUAGUAACUUGGAGUGGAAGUGGAAAAGUUGGUCCGAUAAGCAAUUUUGUAACCAAUACUGUGGAUCUUGGCAGCUUAACACGGUCUUCCAGUUGAUUUUAGUUGCGGCAGCUCUGCUUCAACCAGAGUUUGGAACCCAAGAUACUCAAAUAUACAUUACAUACUUGAGUUGGUUAGUGGCAUCAACAACAGUGGCUUCUACAGCAGCAUACGGAGCACAACACUUGAGGAGAUCUGCAUUGACUGCUCGGAAAUCCUAAUUCAAAUAACACGGUGAAUCUUUCAGUCUGCAACCGUCAUGGAUUUCAAAUGCAACAUAAGCUAUGUACUUUAAGAAGAAUUUUGGCGAACAAAUCACUCUUGCAGUUCUCGUGAGCUACAAGCGAAGAUUGUGUGGAAGGAAAUGACAACGGAUGUCAACUCAGCGAAGGUGUGAACAGUAGCAAGGAUAGAUUGCUGACCUGUAUAGAAUUAGAGAAAUUUUGAAAAGGAAAUUGUAACAGAUGCUGCUGAUGUCGGACAAGAGUUGUUGGAUGUCCAAGCUUGUAUAGGUUUUUGAAAACUUCUUUCAGCUCGCGUACACCAGUUACUUGAAUUAUUAAUUGAUUUCUCUUCUGAUCUUAAGACUC
Molecule: messenger RNA, 1396 nt
Organism: Prunus mume (Japanese apricot)
Lineage: Eukaryota; Viridiplantae; Streptophyta; Magnoliopsida; Rosales; Rosaceae
Source: RefSeq, a predicted model, not a curated record